ACGCGGGUGGAAGCUCGACGAUGGAGCGGUGCUCUGCCAAGCUCGUCGAUCAACGAGGUAUCACCAAUCGACAACCGUCGAGCUAUCACCAAUUGACAACCGACAAGAGGACGAAUGGUCCGCAAGUUGUUGUAAUGGAGCAAAGAAAGCCUUACUAUCAAGUUAUAGACGGCAUCCCGAGAAGUCCUAGCUUCUGCCCGGAAUUAUUGAGAGCAGCCUUGGAGUUUUGCGCACAGAAAGACGACGUCCUCAUCACCGCAUUCCCCAAGAGCGGCACACACUGGAUGCUGUACAUCACACAACUGAUUCUAAAAAAAGGUCAACCUGUGAGUGGCCUAGAAGAGUUCACGCACAAUAUGCGCCUGCUGGGAAUCGUUCAAAUCGACGGUUGGAAGCCCAAUCUCCCCCUGCGCCUGUUUGCCACCCACUUUCCAUUACGGAAAGACACCAUGAACCCAGAUGCAAAGUACGUCUAUGUAGCACAGAAUCCGUGGGACUUGUGUGUCUCCGAUUUCCACCACGUUACCACGUUCGAUGUAUUUCGCUUCCGGGACGGAACGUUCGAGGAAUUCUUCGAUGCGUUCCUGGACGGCGACUGCGCUGGCCAGGGAAACUACUUUGAUCACGUGGUAUCGGCCUACGCCUUGAAAGAUGAGUCCAACGUGUUCUUCGUUACCUACGAGGAACUGAAGGCCGAUGCUCGGGAGGUGAUUUUGAGACUAGCCCACUUUCUGGCCGAUGAGUACGGCAACAUAUUUGAACAGGACGCAGAGCUGCUACAGAAGCUUGUAAGUCGAUGCUCCAGCGAAAACAUGAAGCGCACUCUUGCACCUAAUACAUUUAAAGACAUCGAUCCUGAAUGGCGCAACGCCACUGAAAGAAUAAUGGCAGCAAAGAGCGAAACACUUGUGGAAAGCGACAAGCAAUUCAGCUACGUCAGGAAUGGAAACGUUGGUGGCUGGCAGCCUUAUUUUUCUCGGGACCAGCUGCUACGCUUAGAAGCAAGAAUAAAGAAGGUGGAGCGGCAUUCCUCUGUUAUGAACCUUUGGAAAGACGUAAGAGAAGCGGCGCUAAGGCAGAUUGGGAUGAAGGAAAAUAAAUGAUGCAAAAAAACAACAUCAAAUCUUUAAAAGGGAAA
Rhipicephalus microplus (southern cattle tick) is the source of this 1138-nucleotide messenger RNA. RefSeq names its product sulfotransferase ssu-1. Lineage: Eukaryota; Metazoa; Arthropoda; Arachnida; Ixodida; Ixodidae. The record is from RefSeq and is a predicted model, not a curated record. Gene Ontology annotation, molecular function: sulfotransferase activity.